Trichophyton benhamiae CBS 112371 is the source of this 3099-nucleotide messenger RNA. RefSeq names its product importin 13, putative. Gene Ontology annotation, biological process: protein import into nucleus. The transcript has 4 exons. NCBI's taxonomy places the organism in Eukaryota, Fungi, Ascomycota, Eurotiomycetes, Onygenales, Arthrodermataceae. Gene Ontology annotation, cellular component: cytoplasm; nuclear membrane. The coding region runs from base 1 to 3099 and encodes 1032 amino acids. The record is from RefSeq and is a predicted model, not a curated record.
AUGGACCAGCCAGAUGGGUCAACUAUGCAGCAAGCUGAUAUUGAUGCCCUGAUUUUUGAGGCUAGGCAGAAGUCGAGUGCAGGGUGGAUGAUAGCGGAUGGCUUUCUCGGGUGCGAGGAUCCAAAGAUCAGGUUCUAUGGACCUCUUACCCUUACGAUGAAAAUUAACCAGGAAUGGGACAUUCUCAAUGUGGAGCAGCGGUUGGCACUUCUUGCACAGUUGAUGAACUGCUUCGUGGUACUCAUCGACUCCGCAGAGAAACCGUUGGUCAUGAGAAAAUUUUUCUCUACACUAACCACGUUCUUUUUCAAGCCCGGGUCACCCUGGACAUACAGCGUGCGUCACGUCACCGUGACUUUGGCUAAUGGGAAAUACCUCCCUGAAGAUAAGUCGGAGGAACCCACUCUCGCACUACAUGCGCUAUCGGCUCUCAGCCAUGAACGUCUGGUCGCGUUACUGUCAUUCUGCACUGCGUUAGCCGAGGAAUCCACGCGAUACCUUACCGAAGGGUUAGCACUUUUCCCAUUCUUCCCGUGUUUUCUAACUCCCGCUUACGCGUCUAGUAGUACUGAAUCUGGUAGCCGACUGCAAGCCAAUACUAAUGACGUCUUCCACUUAAUCGAUUACGGUUUUGAGCGUGCUGUAAACAAUGCGGGCAGUGUCUCAAAUCAAAAUGUAACAGACCAUUCUCUUGAUGUAGCCAAGGAAUCUAUUCAAACACUACAUGCAUGGCUACAAGCCUUCCAUAAUGGAAAAAUCAAUCCUCCAGGUCUUGCCGAGAAAGUAAAGAAACCGUUGGGCUUUGCCGCGCACUUCUUUGGCAUUGAGGCCUUAGCUUUGCCUGUGAUGGAGCUAUUUGCGGAAACAAUUGCCAAUCAGUAUAAGCUGGUUGGUAAGGACCACAUGGAUGCCAUUAUAAACUUUAUCGUCGGUCCUGGGGAGAAGUAUGCGAUUGCCUUGAUGAAUGGUGAGUAUGAUGAUGAGUCCUUGAAGUUCUUGGAUCUCCUUUUACGAUUCUCAGCACUCGACCAGUCAAAUAUCAUCAUCAACGGCCCAUCUGAUGAAAAACGGGAGAAGGUUCUCUUCCUACUAUACAAAUUAUUCCACGCGCCUGGCUAUCCCCAGGUUGAUGAUUGUGCCGUUAUUCUGCUUUUAGAAUUUUGGACUGAAGUUGCAAGCGAUAUAGACGAGCUGGUUCUUGAUGGUGCACUGGCAGUUUCUGAGGAAAUUAAACAAAAGCUUGCCAGAGUUAUUUCUGAGGGUUAUGACAAACUACGUUUCCCAAGCCACGAAGUUUCUGAGACUUGGGAUGACAACGAGUUGAGACUGUUCGUUUAUUUCCGCCGUGAAUUUGCUGAGUAUCUCCUUGAGGUAUAUCCAUUAUUAGGAGUGGACGUUAUUCGCCAUAUCCUGGAACAGGCUUCAGACUCAAUUGCGAAGGACGAUUGGGAAGGGUUCGAAGUUGCAAUCUAUUGUUUGGGAUCCCUUGCGGAAUCUGUUGCUGAAAACGAGCAUGCCGACCAUCUUCUUGAUGACCUAUUCUGCUCAGAAGUUUUUCAGUCAGUAUGUUUCGGCCACAAGGAAAUUCCUCUAAAGGUACGGCAAACUAUGGCCGACAUGAUCGACCAUUAUACUCCGUAUUUUGCUAGGAAUGGGAAGCUCCUUACCCCAGUGUUGAACUUCUUGUUUAGCUCCCUUGAUUUCCCUUCUUGCGACCCAGUGGCUUCACGAUCUAUCUCCUCGCUCUGUCAGUCGUGCCGAAAGUUCCUUCCUAUGCAUUCCCAGGGAUUUAUCGAUAAAUUUCACCAGCUAUGCACCAAAAGUUCACUCGGUGACUCCACCCUAGAGCGUAUUGCAGAGGGAAUUGCUGCGGUCAUCCAGGCGACGGAACUUGAUAGAGAGAGAGCCGUUGCUCUAUUGAAAUUACUCAACCCUUUACUCCAAGAGGCACAGGCAGCCAGUCAACAAGCGAGCAAUGGGCAAUAUGAAGAGGGUCUGGCACGAAGUUUAAUAGUAAUGCGUUGCACGGCGAGUAUUGGAAGGGGUAUUCGCGCUCCAGAUGAUGAUGUGAUUGAUCUUGAUACCCAUGAUUCCCAACCUGCAUCCGACUCAUUCUGGGCCAAUGACCCUCUCGGGGUAUCUGUUACAGAAACUGUUAUUCGCAUCCUUGACACAUUAGUGGGCCAGUUCCCCAACGAGAGCUACAUGAUUGAGGCGACUUGUGACGUACUCAAGGCUGGUUACACUGAGAGGCACCCAGGCCCUUAUGUUCUCCCAACCCAAGUAACCGUUCGCUUUGUGAAGGCCACAAAUAUCUCAUCUCCUCGCUUUUCUAACGUCAUGGCUACUGCCACUGCAUUUUUGGCCUCCCGGUCUUCAACCCCUCUUGUCAUUGAACAGGAAGUUACGGAAUUGACCCUGCACACAGCUACUUUGAUACAAACCUUGACAGUCUCGGCCAACAGCUAUGAUCCAGAAGCGGCACACAGCUGUAUAGACUUCCUUACCCGUCUCAUCCCAAGAUAUUAUGUGCAAUUCUUUAAUCUGCAGUGCGUGGAUACUACUCCGCCCCCUCUUCCUACAAUCCUUUACUUCACUCUGGAUGUGCUCAAGAGGCCUGAACCCCUACCUCUUCGCGCAUCUUGCUCAUUCUGGGCUGCCAUACUAUCCCUAACCGACCUGCCUCCCGGGCUAAUCUCAACCGGGGCCUCUAUGGGCCCUCCCCGGCCUAACGAACCUCCAGGAUUCCUGGACCCUUAUCUUCGCGUACUUGGUGAAUCUGUUAUGUACCAGAUUGCUGGAAACUGUGCCCGUUCCGACCUGGACCAUUUCAGUGAAGUCAUUAAGAAAUUCGUCUUCAAACAUCAGGGCGCUGCUCGGCUCUAUUUUGGCAAUGGACUGGCAUCUGUGGAUGUUUCACGCAAAGCCCCUACCUCUGACGCUGGAGCGACACAGCCAUUGCCGGCACCAUCUGUUACACAGCAGGACUUACAAAAGUUUCUUUCUACCAUUAUUUCUCUCCGGGGGGCAAGACAGACGAAUGCAAAUGUCAAAAAUUUCUGGGUAUCUAACCGGGGUAAAGGGUUCGCAUACGCAUAA